AUUGGAAAUCUCUGUGCCUUAAGUCAGAGCUGUGGGGUAUCAGUCAAAGGAGGGAAAGACACUUGUGAAUGCUUGAAUUCAUCUCCAAGAAAAGACAGAAAAAAAGUGACAACACAAACGUUUUUUUCCUGGAGAACUUUGUUUUUUUCCUCCUGUCUCAAGUGUCUGGUGAAAAAUGGGUUCACGGAGGGCACCGACUCGCUCCACUUCUUUGAAUGGAAGAUCCACCAACGGGGAUACAAUCGUUGGCAGUAGUAGUAGACCCGGCAGCUGCAGCUACCUCUCUAACGUGAGGCCAGAAACCAGGAGCACAUUCUCCAGCGUGAUGGCACAACUGACCGAGGAGACGCAGCCCUCCUUCGAAACGACCCUCAAGUCUAAAGCCGUGUCAGAGAAAUGCCAUGUGAAGUUCUCAUGUGUGGUGACAGGAUACCCAACCCCUUUGGUUACUUGGUAUAAGGAUGAUGUGCAGUUGGACAGAUACUGUGGCCUGCCUAAAUAUGAACUAUUCCACAAUGGGCAAAACCAUUCCCUGCAUAUUUACAAUUGCACUGUGGAGGAUGCAGCUAUAUACCAGGCCUCGGCCAUCAACAGUAAAGGUAUCGUGUCCUGCUCCGGGGUUCUGGAGGUGGGUGAAAUGAACGAGUUUAAGAUCCACCAGCGCUACUUUGCAAAGCUCAAACAAAAGGCUGAGAACCGGCGCAGGGAAGCAGAAGGUAAAGAAAACCAAGAGCCGCUACGAACUAUCAGUCCCGACCGGACGCAGAGGAAACGUCGCUCCACAAUGGAGGCCUUUCUCAGUAUGCCGAGCUCCACAGAGGAUGAGGGCAUUGAGGAGAGCCAGCAGGCUGUGGCUUCAGAGACCGAGGCCAGAUUACAGAAGGCCACUGUGGAGGAAGUUGAGGAAAAGCCAGUCACUAACGGACAAGUCGUAACUGAAAAUGGAAGCAAGGGCGAGACACACAUAAAUGAUUCUGCGCAUAAGAUUUUCUCUGCGCAACAAUCCAAAACUCCCUUUGUCAAGAAGAAGAUAAAAAUUUCUAACAGUGCAAAAGUUGCGAAAGCAGAUACACUGGAAGGGUGGGUGUCUGAGGAAAAGAGAGCAAAGGACGAGACCUCAGCCUCUGCAGCUCCAACCUGCAGAGAUUCAGUACAGAGUAAAGCUAAUCCAGAAGAGGUUAUGGAGGUAGAGAAGAUUGCUAGUCCACCAAUUGUGGAUUCAAAGUACAGAAGCAUGACCGAAUCACAUCACAAAUCAGCCGCAGAGAAAGCAAUGCUUGUUAAAAAGCCUUCAAAGGGUAAUAAGGUAUGUCAUGUGCCUUCACAGAUUGAGCAGCUCCCUGUUUCACUAUCUCCUGCUGCUCUUACAUCUGAAGGUCAGUCCCUGUCAGGAACUGGGGAUAAUCAUGUGGCAAAGCAUGCAAAUGAGGCUGGACUCAGACGCCAAAAGGAGAAUGUGGAAACGCAGAAACAAAGUCCCAACCUCAACCUCAGUGUUACUUCAACACGACAGUCAAGUGUUGCACCAACACUCCUAAGCACAAUUAAGAAGGACGCUAUUAAAACAGAUGUUACAGCCAUGGAAAUUGAUGAGAGGUCGGAUAAGCCCACUGGUGUAACUUUGGGACACAAGGACAUCAUGUCAGGGGACACACCGUGUGAAAUCAGGGCUGCUUCGCCCGAGCGUCCAUGUGAACAGGCUGGAGAUAAGCUGUCUGAGAAGGAAACAAGCCCCUGCCAAAAAAGUGUGCCAGUGUCGCGACCCGUCCUGCGGAGUGAGGUUACUCAGGCCCGUGCAAAGAAGAACAGGAAUGAUGCACCUGUCAGCCUCGAGCCUCCACCGGGCCAGAGUACGCUGAUGGCUCCACCGCCACCAAAGACUCCUUCAAAAAAAGAGACAACGAGGAAUGAUGUGCAGACCACGUCUGUGCAGCAUGGUCUUCAAGCCCCUAUUGGCAAAAUGUCACAGGACAUUAUGGAUCAUUCCAGAGGAUCAAAUGAAGGCCAUAGGGUCCUUUUGACAGACUUACAGAAGUCAAGCCUUGAAAGCCUGCGUGGUGGUGAGAACACCCGAGAGUGUAAUGUUUCACCCGGUGCCCUCCAGAGCCAAGCUGAUACGGCUAUAAAAACUGAAGGCACAGAAAUACAAGUGAUUGAGAAGGUAGAGGUUAAUGAGGUUAGUAAGGAAUUCAUGCAGACUGACAGUGUGGCCCCAACUGAUCAGAUAGUUGAAAUGGAGACCGAAGCUGCUGCUCCACAUGUGGUUGAAAAGAGCAGAGAUGCUGUAGAUAAAGACGCGGAAGUUGAAAUUGUGGAAGCUUCUUCCAAAAACAGGAUUGAAUCAAAAGUGGUGGAAGAAAAUCGUCCAAAAUUACAGACUCUAAAGCCCAAUGUAUCUGAGAAUGCCACGCCACAGCUGGCAAAUAAUCCAGAAAACACGCUGGAGCAAAGUAUAGCCUUCAAUGAAAUUCCUAAACCUGUGUCAAAAGUCAUAUCUAUCGCUGAACUUCUUAGAUCUCAAAUAAAGGCACUUGAUCCCACCCCAGCAAAUUCAGGGCCAGUUAAAGAACCAACAGCAGCUGCUACAGAGACAUGUCGGGGAUUGAGACACGAUGAUAGACAAUGUACAGUUGAAGUGAAGAAGUCGGUGCUUGACAGGAAAUCUGAGACUAUUACUGAUGAUACUCCCCCAUUAACUAUAAAGGAAACACUUAUGGAGGUGUAUCAUCUACUCAAUAAAACUACUGAGGAGCAAAUUCAUCUUCCUAAAACAUCACCACCUCUUCAGGCGCCACAGAAACCAGAUGUUAUGGACAUAUCAGGAAUUUCUUGCAGUGCUAAAAAGUAUAAUGAAAGUGUUGUGGCCACUGGGCAGGAAGCUGGAGAAUCACAUCUGGUUCCUUCGGUAGAUUGUCCUCUUGUUUCCCUCAUAAGUCAAGACAAACUUCCUCCUUCAACUGCUAAGGUUGAACAAGCCAACAGACCAACAUCAGUUUCAAACCUCACUGGAACUGUCAGCAGUGGAUCUGGGACUAUAAGGCCCAGCAGUCAGAAGUCAAAUAUUAACAUUUUGGAGCAUGUCCAAAAUGAACCUGCUCAAGCCAAAGAUGUGGAAACGAUAAAAAGGUUAACUCCAGAAAUUAAACUCAAUGGCAAGCCUGAAAAGAGGAUCACUGAAAUGAAUUCCUCAACACUUUUAGAUCCAUGCAACAUGAAAGAACAUAACACAGACACCAGUUAUUUGCAGAGUGCGCAAAUCUUUCCCACUCAAAGUUUAUUAAGCACAGAAUCACAAGAGAAUAAGCUACAACUUCUUCAGCAGGACAGCUCUAUGGUUGAGGAGUUCUCAAGGAGUGAUUCCUUAAUCAGUCCAACUCUUGAGGCCAGCCCUUUGCUAAAGAGAAGAGACUGUGUUUCACCUAUUCCCUCUGCUACGCCACAAGAGCUGGCCUCUGGGGCCCGCCGCAAAAUCAUGGUACCCAAGGCCAAACCAGAGGAGGCCACAGAGGCCACAUCACCUGUCGAUGACCAAGUUCAGAAAAAGGAGGAUUCUACACAGAACAACAAGCUUUCCACGAGUCCUGUGACCCCCUCUGUGUCUCCAAGCCUGUCCCGACGGUCUGCUUUACUUCAGCCGGCUGGUGAGCGGAUGUCUCCUGUAGAAAGGCGGUCUCCUCUCUUGAACAGGAGAAAGACAAUGUUAGAGACCGAAGCCUCAAACCAGCAGCCGACUGAAAAGAUCAACAACCUGAAAACUGAAGAACAGGGGAAACCUACAGAGAAGGACAAACACGACCCAUUCAGAGCUCCUCAAGUUAUUCGCAAGAUCAGGGCCGAAACCUUCACAGACGCCUCAGGACACUUGAAACUGUGGUGCCAGUUCUUCAAUGUUCUCAGAGACUCUACAAUCAAGUGGUACAAAAAUGAGGAGGUGAUCACGCAGAUUAAAAGAAAUGCAGGGGAUGAGACUCAGGUGAAUCUUGCCAUUGUUCAGGCAUCAUGCAGAGACUUUGGUGUUUACGGAUGCUCAAUCACAAAUGAAUAUGGGACGGACUCAACCGACACACUACUUAGUGCAGAAAUUAUAGCAGGAAUGUCCCUACGUGAGGAUCUUGGUGUUGGAGAAGAAAUCGAAAUGAUGCCCCUGAUAUUCACCAAGGGUGUGGCUGAUUCCAGCGUCUGGGCCAACAAAUUAUUUGGCCGUAUAACGAUGCAGGAGUCACACAUCGGUUAUGGCUGCUCUCACAAAGUCUGGAGGGCAAAAGUCAUCUACGGUCUGGAGCCUGUGUUCGAGUCUGCUGACACAUGCAUCAUCAAAGUACGUAACCCUAUCGCCUAUGGAGGCAAAGAAGAAAGCGGCCUUAUAGAAAGAAACCUGGACAUCAUCAAGCAGGAUUGUAAAAUUCAGAACUUGGCUCGUGAAUAUUGCAAAAUCUUCUCCGCUGAAGCAAGAGUGAUAGAUAAUUUUGGCUCCUCUCUUGAGGUGAUUCCAGUUUACCUGAUGUACCGACCAGCAAACACUGUCCCCUACGCCACAGUGGAGGCUGAUCUGACUGGAGUCUACCAGAAACACUCUGUCCUGGAUCACACGGGCAGAUUAGAAAUGAAGACUGGAACAGAGGUGGAGCAGAAAUGCUGUAGCCUGCAGCACUGGAUCUUUCAGUGGACCAAUGGCAACCUGCUCCUCACUCGACUGGAGGGUGUUGACACCAAAAUCACCAAUGUUGGGAUUUCAGUCAAGUCCACAGGGCAUCAAGGUUUAUCUAUUGAAGGGAAUCCCAAAGUUUUUGAACAGUUUGUCUCCCAGCACCAGUGCAACUACUUCUGUGGUCUGCUUGGGCUGAGGUCACUGAAAGUCAUAGACUCUUUGCUGACACCGACAAAGCCCAAAGGCUCCAGGAGCCCAUUGCUUCAACGCAAGAUGGCUGCUGGUUCCUCCAGCCCCCAAACAGGACGGAAAGCUGCUGGCAGCCCCAGACUGCCGAGAAAGGCCGAGCAGGACGGCACGAAGACCCCCACUAAACAAAAAGCUGCUGAUGCUCCCAUAGUUCAGACAGGCUCAGAAUGAAGAUCUUCACAAAACCCCAGGAGGAGCUGGGGGGACGAUAGACAGCUGAGGAAACCCUUAGAGACCAGGCAAGGGGUUGAAUAAAUAAUAAGACUUGAUUUAAUUCUAACAGCUACCAUUCCUCGUCAUGAUCGCUAGUUGUGGACUGUUGCCUUCACAUGUGUGGUAAAACUCCACAGGAAUUUAUGUUUAAAUGCUGUGACUGAAGCUGUUGUGUAAUCAGUAUUGGUUACUCCUGGGUUUGUAUUCGAUAAAUCCAUGAAGCCUUGGUUACAGAUGCCAGUCAGAGGUUAGUGUUUUUGUACAAGUGAUGACAUAAAACAUUUUGGACUGAAGUGGCAUUAUGUGCUGUCCAGUCCAUGUGUAUUUAUUAAUGUAAGAGCACAAAUUGUAUUCUUUUAUAGUCACCUUUGUUAAUGCAAGAAAGAAAAAAAACAAGAUAUAUCUGGUCAUGGAGCACAUUCUAAAGGCUGGAAGAAAAUAAUAUUUUUUUUCCAUGUAUUAAUUAAAAUGUAGCUUCAAAAUCACACUGUUGUACAGUGGCUGGUGCUGCAGAGCUUUUAUAUUGUACGCUGCCAUGUUUACCUGCUGCUACAUUGCACUGCGUUUUUAGAAACUGCACCUUUAAAUGCAACUGGCUGUAAAAUAAAAGAUAUAUUAAGCUUUGUACAUUCGGAGGAGUUGUUAAAAUGCAUGACAUGUGCUUUUUAAAUUCUAAAUGUCGUUCUUAAUAUAAAUUAUCAUAUUAUGGAGCGGGCUGAGUAACAUACGCCAUCUCGCAUUCACUCAUUAUCAUAUAUAUCGUCAAAAAAGAUAAGAAACCCGGUGUCAUCUCAGUGACUCUGAUUAUCUGAGAGGACUCCGACUCAUUUAUUACUGGUAUCAUUAACAUGCAACCUUUAUUUAUGAGCUUCUAUUUUAGGGAGAUUAUUUCAGAGAAUUGUACAACAGCACUUUAACUUUAUCUUCCCCAGUGACAUCAGAAUUUUGCAAAAGAUGGAGAGCUGAUCUAAAUUGUAGAAUUAAAGUCUCUUCCGUAGCAUGGAAGUGGAUCAUACAUAAUGCAAAGGUCAUUAAGCAUCAAAAUUAAAGCCUAAAGCUUAAAAUAAGAUUGAGAGUCCAUAGUCGUGUUUGCA
Paralichthys olivaceus (Japanese flounder) is the source of this 6204-nucleotide messenger RNA. RefSeq names its product alpha-kinase 3b (gene alpk3b). Gene Ontology annotation, molecular function: ATP binding; protein serine/threonine kinase activity. NCBI's taxonomy places the organism in Eukaryota, Metazoa, Chordata, Actinopteri, Pleuronectiformes, Paralichthyidae. The record is from RefSeq and is a predicted model, not a curated record. Gene Ontology annotation, cellular component: nucleus. Gene Ontology annotation, biological process: protein phosphorylation; cardiac muscle cell development.